AUGGAAAUAAACGAAACGACAGGAACUAUCCCUUCACCGCAUAUGCGGUUUUUUCUGCAGUUACGAGCGAAAGACAGAAAAAUAGACGAGUUACAAGAAGAGUUGAAUACCCUAGAAGUGAGAAAUGAUGAACUGGAAAAUGUUGUAUCUGAUCUUAAAUUUCAAAAUGCAAGGUUAUUAGACAGGCUUAAUGCUUCUUCACUUGGGAGUCGAUCAGCUGAAGUCUUAGAGGAAAAGAACGAUGCACUGCAAGAUCGUGUUGAUAUGAACGAAGUAGAAAUAAAGAAGUUGAAGGGUGUCGUUGCAGAGAAGGAAAGGCGGUUUGAAGCUGCAAAGGUGUGGGUGGAUACACUUGAAAGUGUUAAUAUUAAUUUACAAAGAGAAGUUGAAGUACUGCAGUGCCGCGUUAAAGAGCAAAGUAAAUCUCUUACUCGUAUGACUGGUGACAUGGAAGCUGUAGAAGCGGAGAUGUUACUGGAGAAAGCAAAAGCUAUUCGGAAGGAAAACGCUGCUUUUACUAAAAUAGAAGAAUUAGAGACUCAAUUAUCGGAAACACGACGGAUACUUUUGGUGGAAAAAGAAAUGGCACAUGAAAAGGACCACCUGUAUGAAGAAAGUUUGGCGACAGUUAACAGUCGCGCUCACGAGCUCUCAGCCAAAUUGGCCAGGGCAGAAAGAAGCAUUCAGGAAUUAAGAGGACAAGCUAAAUAUUUUAUUUGUGAUUGUUCCGGAAGUGCACUCCAGUUUUCACAACUUCUUGGUGCUGUAAAGUUUAUCAGGGAGAACUUUGCUAAAUUAAAAGAAGACGUUCAAAAUUCCCUUUUGGAAAAUCAGAAAGCUUCACAGGAAGCAAAGGCUGAAUUGAAAUUGUGUUUGGUCAGCACAACACCACGAGACCUACUGCGGAAUAAAGGAACCAAUUCUUUGCCUCUUAGGCAUCCGGUAUUGUUGCCCGAGGAUGAAGGUGACUAUAUACUAUGCAAACCACUCCAAACUUUUAAGCAAGACAUCCCAACAGUUGCUCGUAGCUCAUCUGCGCAUUGCACGAAAAGCACCAGGGAUUUCAAACAUCGAUCAAAGAAGCGGCAAAGAGAUUAUUUUAUAUUCCCGGCACUUCAAGAAGGAAAGAAGGGAAAGCUCACGUCACUCACACCACCAGGUUCCCCGUGUAACCCAAACUCUUCUGAAUAA
Molecule: messenger RNA, 1191 nt
Organism: Enterobius vermicularis (human pinworm)
Lineage: Eukaryota; Metazoa; Nematoda; Chromadorea; Rhabditida; Oxyuridae
Source: the annotation of a GenBank genome assembly